AUGGUUUACGUGUACUGUUCUUGCCGUGGUUUGGUGUAUGCAGGUGUUAACGGGAAGCAGAAGAUACAGAUGUAUGUAUGGAACCCAUCAACUGGACUCUCCCAGAAACUACCUGAUCCUGGUGUUACAGAUGAGUAUCAGAUCUUUACUGGUUUCGGCUACGUCUCGGCCACCCACGACUACAAGAUUCUCAUCGCCAACUCUAGACUUGAGGAGGGAGAGCAUGCCAAGAUCCGCAUCUUCUCAUCGCAAUCCAAAUCUUGGAGAAGGAUUCAAGAUUCUCCAUAUUCAGACUUGUCUAUGACAGUUGCGGGGAUUCUUUGUCACGAGGCACUUCAUUGGCUGAGGUUCAAUGAUGAUGUUAUAGUUGCUUUUGAUUUAGCAAAUGAGAAGUUCCGGACAAUAGCGCUGCCUGUUGUUGGGGAGGAGUAUGGGUGUGACUAUUUCAGACAUGUAGGGGACUUCAGAGGUUGUCUGUGUGUGAUUGGUCUGGCGAAUGUUACUACUAUGGAUUUGUGGGUGAUGAAGGAAUAUGAUAAGGGUAACUCCUGGACUAAGCUUUUUAAAGUAAGGGUUACCGAUCAGCCUGAUGAGCAGAUAAGUUUUGUCCAGCCAAUCUUGGUUAGUGAAACUUGUAUAUUUCUGGAGAUACAUACUGAAUCAGGAAGCGGGGCGAAGCUGGUCAGGAGUUAUCAUAAGGAAGAGAAGACUAAAGAGGUUCAUAUGGAUAGAUAUAGCCGUGAAAUAAUUGGGUAUGAAGAGAGUCUAGUUUGGCUUGAUUAA
Molecule: messenger RNA, 783 nt
Organism: Fragaria vesca subsp. vesca
Lineage: Eukaryota; Viridiplantae; Streptophyta; Magnoliopsida; Rosales; Rosaceae
Product: F-box protein At4g22390-like
Exons: 1
Coding region: 1-783 (260 amino acids)
Source: RefSeq, a predicted model, not a curated record